AUGGUUAAAUUCACUUUCUUCGCGUUCGCUGCCUUCCUCGUCGGUUCGGCCGUCUCCUCCCCUACGAAGCGUACGGUGGCACAAGUGGAAUCAGACAUCGCUAGCAUCUCCACUCAGGUCACUACAUUGGAUAACGAUAUCACUGCUUUCCCCAACACUGGCGGGAGUUUGCUCAACGCGCUAGCCAUCCAUACGGCUUCAACCAAUUUGAUCUCAACCAUCGGCACCACCACUAGUGACGUCCAGAGCACCGGUGCUUUCUCAGAGGCGGAUGGUCAAACUAUCCUCAACUCCUUCCUUGCGAUUGAGCCAGUCAUUGAUCAUGCCUUAACUCAGAUCGCGGCGAAGAAGGCGGCAUUCCAAGCUCUUCCAAUUGGUGGAAUCCCCGCACUUGUCAAACAGGACCUUGGCCAACUGAACUCGGCAACUACAGCCUUGGCCAACGGACUCAUUGCAUCUGCCCCUGCGGAUCUCGUGGCUCCAUCAACCAGCCUUCGUGAUCGUCUCGUCGCUGCAUUUGCUCCUGCAAUUGCGGCAUACGCUGAUGCUUAA
Messenger RNA from Pleurotus ostreatus (oyster mushroom), 552 nucleotides. RefSeq lists its product as uncharacterized. The coding region runs from base 1 to 552 and encodes 183 amino acids. Lineage: Eukaryota; Fungi; Basidiomycota; Agaricomycetes; Agaricales; Pleurotaceae. The transcript has 5 exons. The record is from RefSeq and is a predicted model, not a curated record. Gene Ontology annotation, cellular component: extracellular region.